This is a messenger RNA of Trichomycterus rosablanca, 2474 nucleotides long. It is a transcript of the gene glis1b, whose product is annotated as zinc finger protein GLIS1. Gene Ontology annotation, molecular function: RNA polymerase II cis-regulatory region sequence-specific DNA binding; DNA-binding transcription factor activity, RNA polymerase II-specific. The record is from RefSeq and is a predicted model, not a curated record. NCBI's taxonomy places the organism in Eukaryota, Metazoa, Chordata, Actinopteri, Siluriformes, Trichomycteridae. Gene Ontology annotation, biological process: regulation of transcription by RNA polymerase II. Gene Ontology annotation, cellular component: nucleus. The transcript has 11 exons. The coding region runs from base 168 to 2474 and encodes 768 amino acids.
UGUGUGUGUGAGUGUGUGAAUGGCUGAAUGUGUGUAUGAGAGGAUGAGGAGGGGAGGAACUGCGUGCAGGACCAUCUCAGCCGGACAUCAUUUACUGAAGAGCUCAGGAUCCGUCCAGCUUAUGUAAGAAGAAGUGGUGCUGGAUGAUCGUGUUGAGGGUUUAAAGAAUGCACACGGCCAAAUCGGAGGUGCGAGUUCACCCGAAGUGCGCCGCGCUCUUUGGGAUGCUCGGUCACCACCACGGGCUCACAGACUUCCCUAACCUGACGGAUCUGUGCUGGAAACGGGACGAGUGCGAGGAGAACGUGCCCGACGUCGACUCUCUCGGGGAGUGCUGUGCCAGUCCGAAAACCAACUCGGUCCAAGAGAAAUUGCAGCACACGCACUCUGUUAAAGCUCACACACUGAACUACUGCAUGGCUCCUGCACACGGACAUGAACAUGGACGAGCGAACGGCGGCCGAGUGUCGUUCUGCACGGAGAAGGAAGGAGGGAGCGAGUUAUCGGGAGAGGAGUGCGCGUUACUGCGGCGUGGACAGAACCUGCCUGGAUCCCAGUACGACCAGAGAAGCCGCCGCGAAUCGGACGCCAGGUCGUCGUCCUUUCAGCGACACCUCAACUACGCCAUCAAGCAGGAGGAAUCGCUGGCUUUCAACCCGUCGCCAGAUUCGUCCGACUGCGUCACGUGCGGCCUAUCGGCGCCCUACGUGUUUAAUAAUGAACACGGCUCCUCCCCGUUAGCCGGAUCCCCCGGCGUCUCUCGUCACUCGCUCAACUCCGGCGCUCUGAAGCGCCACGGCCCGUCCGACAGAACCGAACUGUCCGGGCUCUGCUCCUCCCUGAUGAACAGCGAGCGUCUGAAUCUGUCGCCCCCGUCCUGUCUGCUGUCCCUGUCCUCGUCCUCGUCGUCCUCCUCGUCCUCGGUCUGCGAGGAUCCCGGCUCGGCGCCCAUGCAGACGGCGCCCGAAUCCCUGAGCCUGCACCUGCACCCGCCGACGCUUCUGAAACAGGAGCCCGUGGACGACUUUUCGGCUUCCGAGGACGACCUCUUUCAGCACCAGUACCACCCGCAGCAGCUGUCCUGCCCCCCGCGGACCCCCAUGCCCCCUCCGUACCAUCUGCACCAGUACGGCGGCUCCGGGAACGGUGCCCUGCUGCACCCGCAGAGCCAGCAGCAGCUGGCUCAGUGCGCGUCUCAGGGGCGAGGGGAGGUCGCGGGUGUCGUUUUCGGGGACAAGCAGACCUGCCGGUGGAUCGACUGCAGCGCCGCGUACGAGCAGCAGGAGGAGCUGGUCAGGCACAUCGAGAAAGUGCACAUCGACCAGAGGAAGGGCGAGGACUUCACCUGCUUCUGGGCGGGAUGCAUCCGACGCUACAAGCCCUUCAAUGCCCGCUACAAGCUGCUCAUCCACAUGAGGGUGCACUCCGGCGAAAAGCCCAACAAGUGUAUGUUUGAGGGCUGUAAUAAAGCAUUCUCACGGUUAGAGAACCUGAAGAUCCACCUGCGCAGUCACACGGGGGAGAAGCCCUACCUGUGCCAGCACCCAGGCUGUCAGAAAGCCUUCAGCAACUCCAGCGACCGAGCCAAGCACCAGCGCACUCACCUCGACACUAAGCCGUACGCGUGUCAGAUCCCUGGCUGUACCAAGCGCUACACGGACCCGAGUUCCCUCCGCAAGCACGUCAAGAUCCACUCCACCAAAGAGCAGCAGGUCCGGAGGAAGCUGAGGUCGUGUCCCCAUUUGGAACCGGACUCUCUGAGCGAGUGCCUGCCCGUCCAGCAUUUACAUAACCCCGCCCCUUCUCAGCACUGCCCGGUACCUACCCAGCAGCACUGCCCGGUCCCCUCUCAGCACCACAUUAAUGGGAAGAGUGGGCGCUCACCUGCACUGGGACAGGACAUGUUCACAGGUCUGUUUUCUGGCUCCAGCGCUGAUCUGCUGACUCCGCCCACUCAUCUACCCCAGCGAGCCACUCGCAUGGACCAUGAUGACAUUAUCAACUCCCAGAAUCCUCCACCGCUGACCUCUGCUAACCGUGACGGGUUAUCAGGUUCUUUGCUUUCUCCAGGAAUGAGUUCACUGAAAGCUCCGUCUCCUUCGUCUACGAUGGUGGAGAAGCAGCAGAACCUGGCGCCUACGCAGCACCACAAACCAUACUCCACCUUCCACAACCUCAAUGAAGAUUAUCGAGGAAACUUCCAGAGCUGCUUCCACUUCGGAGAAAACUACAGAGGGGAGCAGAACAUCAGCAACGUUCACGUCCCGGCCGAACCUCACAGCUACAACACACACCAGCAUAACGGCUUACACACCGGCGGCUCCACCUCAUCCUCCACAGGUUUCAGUCUGGUGCAGGACCUCGGUGGCUCCAUGUCUCAGUUCAGUCUGAGCGCAGACGACAGCGUCUUCUUCCAGCUGGGAGGUUUCGAGCGCAGCCUCAAUCAGAUGUCCUCCGUGUACAUGGAGACAUAG